CUUACAUGCUACAGUUAGGCAUUUGCGUUUAUAGACGUACAAUUAAUUAUAUUUUACAUAAUUAAUAACCGUGUUGAUGGUGGUAGAGUAUGAAUGUGAUGUAAUGAAUUUUAAUAUUGAAUACAGUUGAAAAUAUAUUGCGUACGUUUCAUUGAAUUCUGAGUAUUAAUCUUCUAUGUAUGAUAAUUAUGGAUUGAAUAUUUUUAGGACUUUAUCAGAAUAGUGAGUGCUUGAUAGCUGAUUGUUUAAUCAAACAUUUCAAAUUAUUUCAUGGUAAUUAAGUGUUCGGGUACGCCCUUUUUCAGUAGUUACACAUUUUUCGUGUCCUAUAAUAGGACUCCUAUUGCAAUCUAACUGUUAGUACUGAUCGUAGGAGUUCAGACGCGAAGAUCGGAUGACAAAUUGGGUUGAACCACAAUUAUUGUUGUGGCAGAUAUGUUUUUAAUUUCGUUGAACGGUGUAGUUUUUUCGCGUGAUUUCUUUCCUUAUGCAAUAUAUGAAGUAAUGAAAUUAUUAAUAGACUAUUAAUAUUUUUCGCAUUAGGACAGGACACAAAUGACAGAUUUUUUUUUCAUAAUUAUGGUAAAAAUAUAAUACUGACAUAAUAUGACGAACGCGUUUGAAUGCCGCGGGAAGAUCUGCAGUCUUCAAAGAUCUUGCCGUUCAGUUGGUCACACCUCUAAAACACGAUUACUGAUAAUCGUGAUAAUAUCAUCCGCUCACUGAUGCCAUAUCAAAUCGGAUAUUCGAAUGUAAUAACUAUAAUAAUAUUGCCUGGUAAUUGGAACUCCAAAUCCUCAAUAUUCUUGUCUUGAAUUUCGUAUUUUUAUUGGAAAUCUCGUUUAAUAUUAAAACUUGAAAUGUCGGGUAACGAUAGUACGUCGGGCGGCGUGUUUUUGGUCUCUGUCGUCGGUCAGAUCGAGAAAGGCCACUUUUCAAACUACGACAAUAUGUAUUGCAAAUACGCAUUCGUCUACGGACCUGAUUGGGAAAUCGUCACUGGUAUCGAAGAAGGCAUAUCCCAAAUCGCUCAAAAGAGCCAAGACGAAAGGCAACAGGUCGUCUGGAAUUUUCCAUUAGACGUUUCUUUCAAGAGUACCAAUCCUCACGGGUGGCCACAACUAAUCAUUAGUGUUUAUGGAUUGGACACUUUUGGGAAUGAUGUUGUGAGAGGCUAUGGAGUGUGUCACCUACCAGUUGUUAAUGGACAAUCUUCUGAAGAGAUGAUUACGUUUGUACCUGAAUCGAGUUCGACAUUACAAAAACUGACUUCAUGGUUGACUGGCAAAAGACCAGAGUACGUGGACGCACGGUUAUUAGCCAGGGGUGAUGGCAGGGAAGUGACUAGAGUUAGAAGUCAAGGAUGUGUUUGGAUACAAUUUAAUGUUGUGUUCAAAGACUUUCAUCAUUAUGGAUUUGAGAACGAUAAUAACAGUUAAACAUCUGCUAUCAAUGACAGUCUGUGAAAAAAAAGCCCCAAUCACUGAAAAAAAGUACUAUCAAUAUUUUAAUUUUCCUCAUAGUAUGUUCAUACAAUCACUAUAGUUGGAGCUUACCGAACAAAUAAUAUGACUGAAUGAUAGUUAAUUAUUUGGAUUUAAAAAAAAAAAAAAAAAAUGUAAAUUUCUGUGAAUGAAUCAAAAUUGUCAUUAAAUACUAUUAUAGAAAAUAAA
Rhopalosiphum padi (bird cherry-oat aphid) is the source of this 1673-nucleotide messenger RNA. RefSeq names its product B9 domain-containing protein 1-like. Gene Ontology annotation, cellular component: MKS complex. The record is from RefSeq and is a predicted model, not a curated record. Lineage: Eukaryota; Metazoa; Arthropoda; Insecta; Hemiptera; Aphididae. The coding region runs from base 861 to 1439 and encodes 192 amino acids. The transcript has 5 exons. Gene Ontology annotation, biological process: cilium assembly.